Ceratosolen solmsi marchali is the source of this 1368-nucleotide messenger RNA. It is a transcript of the gene RfC3, whose product is annotated as replication factor C subunit RfC3. The record is from RefSeq and is a predicted model, not a curated record. NCBI's taxonomy places the organism in Eukaryota, Metazoa, Arthropoda, Insecta, Hymenoptera, Agaonidae. Gene Ontology annotation, cellular component: nucleus; DNA replication factor C complex. The coding region runs from base 3 to 995 and encodes 330 amino acids. The transcript is spliced from 9 exons. Gene Ontology annotation, molecular function: DNA binding; ATP hydrolysis activity; DNA clamp loader activity. Gene Ontology annotation, biological process: DNA-templated DNA replication; DNA repair.
UAAUGUCUUCAGAUGCGAUGCAAGUUACGUCUAAUUUACCUUGGGUUGAAAAGUAUCGUCCAAGUAAGUUAUGUGACUUAAUUUCUCAUGAAGAAAUUUUACAAACGAUUAAUAAAUUUAUUGAUGAAGAUCAGUUUCCACAUUUAUUGCUAUAUGGACCACCAGGUACUGGAAAAACGACUACAAUACUUGCAUGUGCCAAAAAACUCUAUACUCCACAGCAAUUUAAUUCUAUGGUUUUAGAACUUAAUGCUUCGGAUGAUAGAGGAAUUGGCAUUGUCAGAGGGCAAAUAUUAAGUUUUGCUAGUACAAAAACUAUUUAUAAAUCAGGAUUUAAAUUAAUCAUACUAGAUGAAGCCGAUGCCAUGACUACAGAUGCACAAAAUGCACUUAGAAGGAUUAUUGAAAAAUAUACAGAUAAUGCACGAUUUUGUAUCAUAUGUAAUUAUUUAAGUAAAAUUAUACCUGCUCUUCAAUCACGUUGCACUAAGUUUAGGUUUGGCCCUCUUGCUUCAUUACAAAUUUUACCACGUUUAGAAUAUGUUAUUAAAGAAGAAAAUGUUACUGUAACUGAAGAUGGUAAACAAGCAUUAAUAACAUUAAGUGGUGGUGAUAUGAGAAGAGUAAUAAAUGUUUUACAAAGCACAUGGUUAGCAUUUGGAUGUGUCAAUGAAGUGAAUGUAUAUUCUUGCGUUGCUCAUCCACUGCCAAUAGAUAUCAAAAAUAUAAUCAAUUGGUUAUUAAACGAAAGUUAUGAAUUUGCUUAUAAUAAAAUUCAAGACCUAAAAACAAAAAAAGGAUUAGCAUUGCAGGAUAUAUUAACAGAAAUUCAAGUUUUCGUCAAUAAAAUUGAAUUUCCGGAUGAUAUAUUGAUUGAUCUCAUAAUAAAAAUGGCUGAAAUUGAAAAAAGAGUUAUUAGCGGAUGUAAUGAAGCUGUACAGUUGAAUUCUCUUGUCGCUACUUUUCAAAAACCUAGAGAAAUGCAAAUUUCAUAAUCUAAAUUGGUUACAACCAUACAACUUUGAUCAAAAAGAAAAGCAUAAGCAUAAGUUCAUGGUUCAAACUUAAACUAUUCCAGAAAAUGAUCCAGAUGAAAAUAUGCAAGAAAUAGUAUGCAUAUAAUUUUUAAACAUACUAAUUAGAUUAGAUUUGUAUAUUUAAGAAAUCAGUAUCAGGUGUAUGAAAAAACAUACAUAUUAAAUCAACUUUGGAAAAUACGUUAUACUUAAAGGAAACCCCGGAUAUUCGAAAUACCAAAAAUAUAUAUUAGUUCAAUCAUUUGGGCAAAUAUCUAAUGCCUAUCUACAAUUAUUGUCACAUUUACUUUAAAACUAACGCUUAACUGGGCAGUUGCCAAACUAUUCUAAA